Molecule: messenger RNA, 756 nt
Organism: Racocetra fulgida
Lineage: Eukaryota; Fungi; Glomeromycota; Glomeromycetes; Diversisporales; Gigasporaceae
Source: the annotation of a GenBank genome assembly
AUGGGAAUAAGUCUUUCAAAAUUUCGUUCAUCUACUAAGUCAAAAUAUCUCCAAAUUAAACGUUCAGCCAGUUCAAUCAAUUUAAGGAAUUCUACUCUAGCUGCAAAAUUAUUUUGUGAUGAUUUUAAAUUUUUAAAUGGUAGAAGAUAUCAUAAUGUAGAAAAUAUUCAUUAUUUUUUUCCAAAUGAUGAUCAGGAAAUAGAUAGAUUACAAUUACAACAUUAUAUGAUGAGAUUUAUUUGGCGCUCGAAUUUUUCUUCUCCUAUGCGUGAUCUUCUAGAAGAAGGUUAUGCUCAGGUUCUCGAUGUUGGGUGUGGACCAGCAACAUGGCUUUUAGAAAUGGCAUCUGACUUUCCGAAAUGCGAAUUUACAGGUGUUGAUGUUGUGCCAGUAAUGCCAUUAACAAUUAAGCCUCAAAAUAUAAAUUUUGUAGAAGCAAAUUUGCUAAAUGGACUUCCAUUUCCAGACGAUCAUUUUGAUUUUACUUAUAUAAGAUUUCUCAAUUGUGCAUUGCCUUCUGAUCUUUGGACGACUCAUGCUAUCCCAGAACUAAUUCGUGUGACAAAGCCGGGUGGAUAUGUAGAAAUAAUGGAAUGGGAGACAAAAAUUCAUAAUCAAGGUCCAAUUACCGAACGACUCAUGGAUGCACUCAUUAGAGACUUAAGAUCUCAUGAUGUAGACGACAGAAUACCCGAAAAAAUGGUUUCUUAUCUACAAGACUCUGGAAAACUAAAAAAUAUUAACAUGACCAUACUU